Trifolium pratense (red clover) is the source of this 890-nucleotide messenger RNA. RefSeq lists its product as uncharacterized. Gene Ontology annotation, cellular component: endoplasmic reticulum membrane. The transcript has 3 exons. The record is from RefSeq and is a predicted model, not a curated record. Gene Ontology annotation, biological process: vacuolar proton-transporting V-type ATPase complex assembly. Bases 215 to 529 code for a protein of 104 amino acids. Lineage: Eukaryota; Viridiplantae; Streptophyta; Magnoliopsida; Fabales; Fabaceae.
UAAAAUUGGAAUUGAGAUAGAAAUUUUGGGGGAAAAAUGACAUCUUGAAAAUUGAAAGCGUUUUCUCUCUCGACUCUCACUUCUUCCAAGCCGCCGUCGCCGUAAUCUCGCCACCGCCGCUCAACCCGGCCAUCCGCAGCCUUUUAACUGUAGCUGCUUAAAGCACUUCCCGGCAGUGACGCACACAACCGCCGAUCCGGGUUUGGAGGUAAAGAUGAGAGUAGUUCAUAAGUUUUUUGUUGCGUCACUGUUCAUGUGGGCAAUUCCUAUUGCAAUAUUAUAUGCUUUCAACAAUAAUUUGCUUCCUGGAGUAUCCAACUUGUCCCCUUACUCUAUGACCCUAGUGAGCGGCUUUCUAGCUGUCAUAUCUGUUAACAUCGUCAUUGCAUUUUACAUAUAUUUGGCAAUGAGAGAACCAGCAGAUAAACACGAGCCUGAUCCCAGAUUUCUUGCUGAGGCCAAAGCUAGUAUAAACCAGUCUACUGGAGAUGCUCAACAAUCGUCACAGCCUCUCAAGAAACAACAGUAGGUUGGUGUUCUUAGAUUUCUUUGUGGUGCUCGUGAGUUGUUCAUCUCCAGAAGGAGAGGGGAGAGCGGGGAUGAAGGUUAAAGGUCCGGAAUUGUGUGCUGAUCAUUCUUCUGUUAUGAAGUUUGCACAUGAUCCAUUUUGUGCACGACUUAUGUUAACAAUAUGUUAGUUUUGUAUCAUUUUAUUUAUAUAUAUUCUAGUUACUUUUAGUUCAGAAUAUUUUUCUUUAGUUUUUCUUGGAAAAAAUUAUAUAUGAAUGGUUUCGAAAGAAUAGUGGAGACCGAAGAACAAUAGGUAUGUAUGAUUUAUGUCAUCAAUUAGUGACUCUAACAUAGUAACAUAUGGUUUCUCUCUUCGAUAA